AUGGACGCGGAUCCUGAUAUUAUGGUUCCGGAGGAUAUGGCCAGUGACCCGCUGUUUAAACUGUUGAGUGAGAUGCGGGGUGCUGGUUCUGCUCCUAGAAAUGGUGCUGGCGAUGAAAAUGGUGCUGCCGGGUCUGGAGAUCUGCCAGCUGACCCACUGGCGGCGUUGUCUGCUAUGUUUGGAGGUGCGGAUGGAGCUGGUGGUGCGUUCCCAUUUGGCGAUGCUGGUGCUGGGGGUUUCCCUGGAAUGGCUGGUAACGGUCCUACUGGUCAGAAAUCGGCGACUCCGGUGAGAAAAAGCGAUGUUUUAUGGACUUUGGUGCAUAUCGUGACCAGUAUCUCGCUCACUGUGUACUUCCUACUCUCCAGAAAGGCUGCUAUUGCCACAAACUCAGUACCCAGCUCGGUGUCCUCUUCUUUGGUGGUGCUUUUCUGUACUGCUCAAGUAGCACUUCAUUCGGCCCGGUUUGUGCUCGAAAAGGGCUCACCACCAUCCAACUCCAAAAUCGUAUCUCUUGCAUCGUUCCUGCCCAACCCGUUCCGGCAGUACGUAAUUCUGCUGGCCCGCUAUCUGCACAUCGGCCGGGUCAUUGUCGAAGACCUCUGCAUCACUCUGUUCGUAAUCGGCAUAUAUUUCGGUCUGGCCAACGGCCGGUCCGAACUCCUGGACGUUAAUUAA
Molecule: messenger RNA, 678 nt
Organism: Sugiyamaella lignohabitans
Lineage: Eukaryota; Fungi; Ascomycota; Dipodascomycetes; Dipodascales; Trichomonascaceae
Exons: 1
Coding region: 1-678 (225 amino acids)
Biological process (GO): retrograde vesicle-mediated transport, Golgi to endoplasmic reticulum
Source: RefSeq, a predicted model, not a curated record